Molecule: messenger RNA, 1710 nt
Organism: Penaeus monodon (black tiger shrimp)
Lineage: Eukaryota; Metazoa; Arthropoda; Malacostraca; Decapoda; Penaeidae
Product: zinc finger protein OZF-like
Biological process (GO): regulation of transcription by RNA polymerase II
Molecular function (GO): RNA polymerase II cis-regulatory region sequence-specific DNA binding; DNA-binding transcription factor activity
Source: RefSeq, a predicted model, not a curated record
UUUGGUAGAUAAGCUGCAUCCAGAUUCACUACCAUGGUGUUGAAAGUCCUGUCAUGAUGUACAUCAGCUUGAUGUUUGCUGAUUCUGGUGUCAAAACCACAUCCAGUUUCAUCAUCUGCUGCAGGCCAUUGCUGGGACUAGGGAGUAAUUUCGGCUACCAUCAUGCAGGACUCGGGUUUGUAUAGGAAAAAGCUUGACAGCACUUGUGAAUUCACUACCAUUAAAGAAGAGAAUGUUAAAGAUAUUGAUGAGAAGGAUUACCAGGUAGUAAAAAAAUCUAUUAAUUAUAUAGAACAAGAUGAUACUAUCAAUAUCAAGACUGAAUAUGAAAGUUCAGUGUCUAAAGAAGUUAAAAGUUGUAUUGAGAAAUCAGUGAAAAAAUAUUCUGAAGAGGAUUUUGAUGAAGAGAAUGUGACCUCUAUAAAGACUGAAUAUAAAUGUUCAGUAUCUGAAGAUGCCAAAAGUCUUGGAAGAGUAUCAAUUAAAAAUGACCCAAAAGAAACAGUAGAGCAUGCAGAUGAAGAAAAUAUUAUCUAUAUAAAGACUGCAGGAAAGGUAGAUGUAAAACAUGAAAAUCCAUUGUAUGAGAAAUUCAAAAUUCAAGGAGAAGCAGUUGACACUGACUCUGACAUUUUGAUGUGUGAAGAUAUAGAUCCAUUGUCAUCAGCAGUGCCAUUUUUAGCAGAAACUUGUAAGAACACAUGCUCAUCAGAGGGUCAGGUAACACAAGAGAAAGGUGAUAAAGAGGAAACACACAGAAAAAUGGAUGCAAUAGGGAAAAGUUAUGUUUGUGACAUAUGUGAGAAGAGUUUCAACAAAAAAAGUAAAAUAGUAGAACAUAUGAGAGUGCAUACAAAAGAGAAACCUUUUAGAUGUGAGGUUUGCACUAGAGCAUUUGCUCAGAAAAAUAAUCUCAUUGCACACAAGAGAGUACAUACAGACGAGAAACCAUAUAUAUGUGAGAUAUGUGGUCGUGCAUUCUCUCUGAAGACCACUCUUGUUAAGCACAUGAAAGUACAUACAAAAGAGAAGCCUCACGAAUGUCAGGUUUGUUGUAAAGCAUUUGCUCACAAGUGUGAUCUAAAGCAGCAUAUGAGAGUUCAUACAAAGGAGAAGCCUUAUGUUUGUGAUAUAUGUAGCAAGGCUUUUACUGUGCAUACUAAUCUAGUUUUCCACAUGAGAAUACAUACACAGGAGAAGCCAUAUAUCUGUCCAGUUUGCAACAAAGGAUUUUCACGAAAACAAUUUCAAGUGGACCACAUGAGAGUACAUACAAAAGAGAAGCCUUUCACCUGUAAGAUAUGUAGUAAGUCCUAUACAUAUAGACAUAAUUUGGUGAAACAUACACACGUACAUACAAAAGAUUAGCCUUAUCUGUGAGGUAUGCAGUAUGUCAGCCAUUUUUAUUAUUAUUAUUAUAUUAAUAAUAAUAAUAAUAAUUAUAAUAAUAGUAAUAAUAAUUAUUAUAACCAGAGCAGCCUGUGUCCAGCUUAUCUGAAUGUGUCCUUGAUAAGGAAAAUGUGAUUUAGUCCUUUAGAUUAACAACAAAAAAACAAUGAAAUGAGAUAUACAAUUUUAUACAUGUAGAUUUUCAGGCUUUAUGUAAGUAGUUUGAAUGUGGGAAUGUAAGCCACAGGUCAGACUGUAAAGUUCAACAUGUCUUACAAAAGCUCUCCCCAAUUUUUUUUUUUAUAUAAAAAGAAUGCUAAG